This is a messenger RNA of Candidula unifasciata, 1152 nucleotides long. The record is from the annotation of a GenBank genome assembly. Lineage: Eukaryota; Metazoa; Mollusca; Gastropoda; Stylommatophora; Geomitridae.
AUGUACCUGCCUGCAGCGACUAUAUCCGCCACCAUGGCGACUGAGCCUACAGACGGAGGAGCCCUCAAGCUCAGCCCAGAAGUGUCCUCCACAACAGCCACCUCAGUAUACAUCAAGUGGGCCUGGGAAGGGCUGGGCCCUGUUCAUGUCCGGGGCUUUAGAGUCCACUACCACAGGCUGUCCAGUUCUUAUGUCCAGCACAGCGUGCUGCUACCACCCAGCGCAAGUUCCUAUGGUAUCGGAAAUCUGGUAGCUGACACUUACUAUAAGGUCUGUGUGACCAUGUAUUACAAUGACACAUCAAUACCACUGAAGGAAUGUGUGGACGCAUCGACGACCAGCUGGCACAUCCCAGUUUCUAUUGGUUCCAGCAUUGGCGCGGUGCUGGCUCUGUCCAUCAUCGUGUUCAUCAUCCUGCUGGCCCGCUGCCCAGGCUUGGCCAGGCAGCCCCGGACUGCGGCAGCCGAGUCCAGCAAAUACGACUCCAUUGACACAACGACCUACUGCCACGAUCGGGACGACGACGUGUUCUCUCAACACAGUGAAGGAGACAGUCUCACCGAUUCCAAGACGCUUUCCCGACAAAACCACCAUCAUCACUAUCACAACCACAACCAUUAUUCACCGCAGAGCCUGGCUGAAAGACUGUAUACAGGCACACGAAUGGUAAAUGGGGUGACUAAACCCAUGCCAUUAGGCAGCGUCGGGCGAACUCUCUCUCUCACAGACAGGCGUCACCACCCCAACAACGCGCACAAAUCACGACAAGCCAGGCUGGCGCAUCUGCACGCCAACUUUCACUCAAUUCAGUCAGAACCAGGCAGCACCAAGUCACGACCAUCUCCUCGCAUUAGCAUCACCGAUCUCCCUGUUUCUUCCGUCAGUGCAGACUUCCCGUCAGGACGUAAAACCCAUAGCAGUGCGUCCUCAACGAAUGUCAAUAACAACAGAGUAACGGUUUCACGUACAUCCUGCUACAGGCCAACGGGGUUCAGGGAAAACCCUCGACUGAUGUACAGAAUAGAGUCUGCAAAUUCCACUUCAGAACCUUCAAUGGACGUGAAAAAUAAUGAACCAAAACGGAAGCCACCAGCGCUAAAGAACUUGCCAAAGACUUUACAUAUGAGUAUUGAUGGCGACACGCUGGUGUAA